AUUUUAAACGUACAAAUUAAAUUCUAUUUCAAUAGAUCCGCUAUUAACAAUACAAAAAUACAAUUUUAUUAUCUAUUCGCUUACCUAUCGCCCGCUAUUAAAAAGCCGCUUAUCGCCUUCGCUAUUACAUUACAAUCCCCCCAAAAACUCUUUAAAAAGUUUAAAUUUACUUAUAAGGACCCGAAUAUAGUAAAGAGGGCUAAUCAAGAGUUAUACUAG
Messenger RNA from Neurospora hispaniola, 219 nucleotides. RefSeq lists its product as uncharacterized. The annotation marks the transcript as partial. The record is from RefSeq and is a predicted model, not a curated record. The transcript has a single exon. Lineage: Eukaryota; Fungi; Ascomycota; Sordariomycetes; Sordariales; Sordariaceae.